AAUGUAGUCAUAGGCCCAGAAUUACUAAGAAAAAUUUGGAACAGGAUUUUGCUAAGGCCGAUUUAUGAAAUCAAUGAGAUUCUCAAAGGCCCCAUGGUUAUUACUAAAGAUGCGGAGGUAACAUACCCUUUUCACAUACCGUUUGUGGCAGCAGAAAAGGGCAACACUAAGUUUUUAGCUGAGCUACUUGCUGAAUAUCCUGUUCUUUUGUGGAGGGUAAAUGAUGAUGAACAUAAUAUCUUUCACAUCGCCGUCUCUCAUCGCCAGGAAAGUAUCUACAAUCUAUUAUACGAUAUGGGCUCAGUACAUAGUGUUAUUACUCGUGAGARGGACAAGGAUGGCAAUAACUUGUUACAUUUAGCGGGAAUGAAAGCAGAAAGUCCCCAUGAGGAUGUGUCGGGAGCUGUGUUUCAAAUGCAACUUGAAUUGUUAUGGUUCAAGGAAAUAAACUCUAAAGUCCCUCCUUCUUGUAGAGAAGAGAAGAACAAUGAUGGUCGAACACCACUUCAACUAUUCACCGAGAACCACCACGACAUGGUAUCCAAAGGUGAGAAGUGGAUGAAAGGAACAGCCAACCAAUGCAUGGUGGUUGCUGCACUAAUAACCACCGUUGUAUUUUCGGCAGCUUUUACCAUUCCAGGUGGGUACGACCAAAACGAUGGCCUUCCUAUCUUCCUCAAAGAUGGACCCUUCAUAGCCUUCGUCAUAUUGGAUGCCAUUUCUUUAAUCUUGUCUUCAGCUUCCAUCCUUAUGUUCUUAUCCAUCCUUACUUCUCGUUACGCUCAAGAAGAUUUCCUGGUAUCAUUACCCAAAAAGUUGAUGAUAGGUCUAACGACACUUUUCCUCUCUAUAAUAACCAUGAUGGUUGCCUUCACAGUCAGCUUCUUCGUGUUAUACCGUAACAGUUUGAUCUCGGUACCGAUUAUCAUCAGUGUAGGAGCUGUAGUACCCAUCUUUCUAUACAUGAAACUGCAGUUUCCUCUUUUGGUGGAUGCAUAUCGCUCAACAUAUGGUAGCAGGUAUCUCUUUAGGCCCAAAAAGCGUGUGCUUUUCUAUCGCAAUCCUAGUAUCUGAUUGAUGUCGUUGUGACCACUUUCAAGCUAUUCAUUAGAACUUUGAUGACGAUAUAUAUGUCUUUUUCUUUCUGAAAGUGAAUUAGUAAUAUAUCACGCAGAUUCUAUU
Cynara cardunculus var. scolymus (artichoke) is the source of this 1182-nucleotide messenger RNA. RefSeq names its product ankyrin repeat-containing protein ITN1-like. The coding region runs from base 94 to 1074 and encodes 326 amino acids. The record is from RefSeq and is a predicted model, not a curated record. NCBI's taxonomy places the organism in Eukaryota, Viridiplantae, Streptophyta, Magnoliopsida, Asterales, Asteraceae. The transcript has 2 exons.